GGCAGUCAUGCGCGGACUGACCAUUUGGAAACUCGGGCACUGCCCGAGGGCCCAGGGUCAGUAGGGGGCACCAUGAGAUGCCCCUUGUACCUUUUUCAUAGGCUUUUUUGAGUUUGGGCAAAGACACAGGGGCCCCAUGAUCCCCCCAUUGCCCUGGGGCCCCAUGAGUUGUCAGUCCGCCUCUGCUGGCAGCAACAACACUUUCUAUAUCACGCUGAGAACUCUAAGUUGCUGCUUCUCUGUUGAAGCAGUAGUGUCACCUGACAUACAAUGCCCCUGGUAUCUUUUUGAUAGGCUUUUUUGAGUUUGGGCAAGGACACAGGGGCCCCAUGAUCCCCUAUUGCCCGGGGGCCCCA
This is a messenger RNA of Staurois parvus, 356 nucleotides long. The record is from the annotation of a GenBank genome assembly. NCBI's taxonomy places the organism in Eukaryota, Metazoa, Chordata, Amphibia, Anura, Ranidae.